AUGUCUCGGGUUGAUAACAGAAAUUCCUCAGCCGCCAAGCGUGCUAGGACUGAUGGUAGUCGUAGGGAAGAUGAUUGGACUUGCCCCAGCUGUGGCAAUGUCAACUUUUCUUUCAGAACAACUUGUAACAUGCGUAAUUGCACUCAACCUAGGCCAGCUGAUCACAAUUCGAAAUCUGCUGCCAAGCCUCUACAAGCUCCCCAGGGUUAUCCAUCCGCAGCUCCUUAUUUAGGUUCUAAUGCUCCCUCUUCUAUAUAUCUUGGUGUCCCACCAUAUGGGUCUUCUCUGUUCAAUGGAUCAUCUGUUCCUCCCUAUGAUGUUCCAUUUUCUGGAGGAUCAGCAUAUCACUACAAUUAUGGUAGUCGUCUUUCUGCUGGCAGUCCUUAUAGACCACUGCAUUUAUCUGGACCUGCACCCUACACAGGUGGACCAGUGAUGGGAAAUGGUGGGAUCUAUGGGAUGCCCCAACUAUUGGACCGGUAUGGCCUGGGUGUGCCUAUUGGACCUGGGACAAUGGGUGCUAGGCCUGGGUUUUUUCAUGAUGACAAGUCUCAGAAAAAAGAUGCAACUCGUGACAACGACUGGACAUGUCCAAAAUGUGGCAAUGUCAAUUUCUCAUUCAGAACUGUCUGCAAUAUGAGAAAGUGCAACACACCCAAACCUGGAUCCCAGGCCUCAAAGUCUGACAAAAACUCUAAACAAAAGAUGCCUGAGGGAAGCUGGAAGUGCGAAAAGUGCAACAACAUAAACUAUCCUUUCAGAACCAAGUGCAACAGACAGAAUUGUGGUGCUGACAAGCCAGCUGAGUCUGACAAAUCUCCUUCACCAUCUGCAGAUCAAAAUGAUCAGACUAGAAUACAUGAAACAAAAUGCAAGGAUCAACAGAUGAUUUCAGGGAUGGCCUUAGAUGUCUAUAAAUAUAACCGAAUCGGGGACUAUAAAUCUAUGCAAAGGAUGGUUGGGAUAAGAGAUGAAGUAUCUCGAUAUUGUACUCCGAAGAAGCUUUCAAUAUGCUUUGUUCUCGGAGCACGUCGAACAUUAUUAGUUCAUAAAAGGUGGACUUCCUUCACGAACAAUUCGGCACAAAGGUUGCUAGUGCUAGUAGGGCUUCUUUAUUCAUUGGUCUCAUUACGUUAG
Molecule: messenger RNA, 1137 nt
Organism: Sphenostylis stenocarpa
Lineage: Eukaryota; Viridiplantae; Streptophyta; Magnoliopsida; Fabales; Fabaceae
Source: the annotation of a GenBank genome assembly